This is a messenger RNA of Nyctereutes procyonoides (raccoon dog), 6973 nucleotides long. RefSeq names its product TOP1 binding arginine/serine rich protein, E3 ubiquitin ligase (gene TOPORS). The record is from RefSeq and is a predicted model, not a curated record. Lineage: Eukaryota; Metazoa; Chordata; Mammalia; Carnivora; Canidae. Gene Ontology annotation, biological process: protein polyubiquitination; protein monoubiquitination. The transcript is spliced from 3 exons. The coding region runs from base 255 to 3386 and encodes 1043 amino acids. Gene Ontology annotation, molecular function: ubiquitin protein ligase activity; metal ion binding.
AAAUGGGGUCCCGGAGGCAAGUACACCCCGCGCCCUUACGUAAGAGGCGGAAGAGCGUGUCUUCCAGGAAGAGGCGGAGUCGAGGUGAGAGAGUGAAAGCCUUAAUACAGGAAUGGGUUUUGGAGUUUCUGGGCGCUGAAGAAAUAGGGGGCCUUCCGCCUGCGGGCCUAGGGAGUCGACACCGUGGAGCCCCCCCAGACCAGGGACUUACCACUGAAUAAAUCCAGUCCAGGGUGCGGCGACUCACUGGCUUCAUGGGGUCGCAGCAGCCGCCGGGGUCUCCGCUGUCUCGCGAGGAGGGUGAAGCGCCCCCGCCUGCUCCCGCGCCUGAGGGCCGGCGGCGAAGUCGCCGGGUACGCCUUCGCGGAUCCUGCCGUCAUCGACCUAGCUUUCUGGGCCGCCGGGAGCUUGGCUCGAGCGCGCCAGCCGGGCCUGCGCCGGUAUCCUCCGAGAUAAUGGCAUCAGCUGCUAAGGAAUUUAAAAUGGACAACUUUUCACCUAAAGCUGGUACUAGCAAAUUGCAACAGACAGUACCAGCUGAUGCAUCUCCUGAUUCUAAGUGUCCUAUAUGUUUGGAUAGAUUUGAUAAUGUGUCUUACUUAGAUCGCUGUUUACAUAAGUUCUGUUUUCGCUGUGUACAGGAGUGGUCAAAAAACAAAGCUGAAUGUCCACUAUGUAAACAGCCCUUUGAUUCUAUUUUCCAUUCUGUGAGGGCAGAAGAUGACUUCAAGGAGUAUGUCCUAAGGCCUUCAUAUAAUGGUUCUUUUGCAACCCCUGAUGUUCCACGAUUUCGCUAUCGUACAACUAUGACAAGAGAUCGAAGUGCUUCUGUUUAUUCACCUAAUAGUACUAUGAGUAGAAGAACAACAACUCCACCAGAUAGUGGAGUACUAUUUGAGGGGUUAGGCAUUUCAACAAGACCUAGAAAUGGUGAAAUUCCUCAACUUAUGAGACAGAUUGCAGUAAGGAGGCCAACUACUGCAGAUGAAAGAUCUUUGCGGAAAAUUCAAGAACAGGAUAUUAUUAAUUUUAGACGAACUCUUUAUCGUGCUGGCGCCCGUGUUAGAAAUAUUGAAGAUGGUGGUCGCUGCAGGGAUAUUUCAGCUGAAUUUUUCCGUAGAAAUCCAGCUUGCCUUCACAGAUUAGUCCCCUGGCUAAAACGUGAACUUACAGUUCUUUUUGGAGCUCAUGGAUCUUUAGUGAAUAUUGUCCAGCACAUCAUCAUGAGUAAUGUUACUCGCUAUGACUUGGAAAGUCGGGAAUUUGUGUCUGACUUAAGACCAUUUCUGCUUAAUCGGACUGAGCAUUUUAUACAUGAAUUUAUCAGUUUUGCUCGAUCUCCUUUUAACAUGGCAGCUUUUGACCAGCAUGCUAAUUAUGAUUGCCCUGCUCCUUCAUAUGAAGAAGGUAGCCAUUCUGAUUCUUCAGUCAUAACAAUAUCUCCUGAUGAAGCUGAGACUCAAGAGUUAGAUAUCAAUGUAACCACUGUUAGUCAGGCACCGUGGGAUGAUGAAACUCCAGGGCCAUCUUACUCAAGCUCAGAACAGGUACACGCUGCCAUGUCUUCCCUUUUAAAUACUUCUGAUAGUUCAGAUGAAGAACUUGUAACAGGAAGAGCCACAUCUCAGAUACAAGGAGUACAAACUAAUGAAGACCUCAAUAAUGACAGUGAUUCUUCUUCAGAUAAUUGUGUCAUUGUUGGGUUUGUUAAACCACUAGCUGAGAGGACCCCAGAACUUGUUGAACUGUCCUCUGAUUCUGAGGAGUUAGGCUCUUAUGAGAAAAUGGAGACUGUGAAGACACAAGAACAGUCUUAUAGUUCUGGUGAUAGUGAUGUUAGUAGAUGCUCAUCUCCACACUCUGUCCUUGGAAAGGAUGAGCAAAUAAAUAAAGGUCAAUGUGGUUCUGGUAAAAGAAUCAAGUCAAAGAAAGAAGAGAAGCACUCUACAUCAUUGUCAUCUCCCAGAGACCUGAGCUCGUCUAUCAGAGGAGACAGGGUAUAUUCCCCAUAUAACCGUAGACACAGGAGGAGGGGAAGAUCAAGAAGUUCAGAUUCUCGUUCCCAGAGUAGAAGUGGGCAUGAUCAGAAGAGUCGUAGAAAGCAUCAUGGGAAGAAAAGGAUGAAAAGCAAAAGGUCCAGGAGCAGGGAGAGUAGCAGACCUAGAGGUAGAAGGGACAAGAAGAGAUCAAGAACUAGAGACAGCAGUUGGUCAAGAAGAAGUCAGACUCUCUCUCUCAGUAGCGAAAGCACAAGCAGAUCAAGAUCUCGUAGCAGUGAUCAUGGUAAAAGAAGAUCACGGAGCAGAAAUAGAGAUCGUUAUUAUUUAAGAAAUAAUUAUGGAAGCAGGUAUAAGUGGGAGUAUACUUACUAUAGUAGAAACAAGGACAGGGAUGGCUAUGAAUCAUCUUAUAGGAGGAGGACUCUGUCCAGAGCUCAUUAUUCCAGACAAUCUUCAAGUCCAGAAUUUAGAAUUCAGUCCUUUUCUGAAAGAACAAAUGCUAGGAAAAAAAAUAAUCACAGUGAAAGGAAGUAUUACUACUAUGAAAGGCACAGAUCAAGAAGCUUGUCCAGUAAUAGAUCAAAAACUGCAUCUACAGGGCCUGACUGGGUAAGAAAUGAAAAGCCCGGAGGGAAACGAAAAUACAAAACACGGCAUUUGGAGGGUACUAAUGAAGUGGCUCAACCUUCUCGUGAGUUUGCUUCUAAAGUAAAGGAAAGUCAUUACCAAAAGUCCUCAUCAAAAUUGGAUGGCAACCAUAAAAAUGAGAGUGACAGCUUUUCAGACAGCCGAUCAUCAGACAGAGAGACAAAACACAAAAGGAGAAAAAGGAGGACCCGGAGCCUAAGUGUAGAGAUAGUUUAUGAGGGCAAAGCUACUGAUACAACUAGGCAUCAUAAAAAGAAAAAGAAGAAGCACAAGAAGAAGCAUAAGAAACAUCAUGGGGACAAUGGUUCACGUUCGCCAGUUGUAAUUACCAUUGACAGUGAUAGUGAUAAGGAUUCUGAAGUAAAGGAAGAUACAGAAUGUGACAAUAGUGGUCCUCAGGACCCUCUACAAAAUGAGUUUUUGCCUCCUCCCUUGGAACCAUUUGAAGCUAAAGAUGUAGUUACAAUAGAAGAUGAAUUUGGCAUCCUAGACAAGGAGUGUACUAUUUCCACACUUAAUGACAACUUGAAUAAUGCCAACAAAACUGUGGAUGAUAUUCCACCCCAGGCAGCUUCAGUUGAACAGACUCUUGAUGUAAGAGAAGAGAGUACUUUUGCCUCUGAUUUGGAGAACCAGCCCAGUAAUGUUGCUAUUCACACUGAGCCAUCAAGGCAGUUGCCGUCUCCACGGACAUCGUUAAUGUCAGUAUCUCUUGGUAGAGACCACGAUAUGUCUUAAAACUGCCAAAGCAUCUCAUUGAGAAUUCUGAUGGUAUAAGAAAAAAAAAAAAAAAAGAACAGUGUCAUCUACUGCAGUCUAUUUAAAGAUGACUUUUGGUGAAAACUCUUAGCCCCUUAAAAAUAUUUUAAGUAAUUUUUUUUGUGUUAAAAAUUUGUAAAAAUCAUUAUUUGUUCAAAAAGUAUGUAUGUCCCACCCUCAGAGAUAUGCACUUUUAAGUGAGGAAAAUGAUAUUGCUAGCAGUUUAUUUAAAACUUGGGAUCCUUUUUAAAUAAAAAAAUAUAAAUUUUAGAAGUUAUUUCAUAAAGCCAUAUGGUAUUGACAUAUUUUUAAAGUAGUCAAUGAGUAUUUUUGAAUUUUUUUUUUGAGAGUUAUUCUGGAAAUGUGUUAUAAGCUAGGAGAAUCCCUUUGGACAGUUUAUUUUUCUUCUUAAAAAUUUGUAUGAUUCAAAACCAUUUCUUCAGGUUAAAUUGAGGCAUUUUAAUCUGCACAGUUUGACACCUGCCAAAAGAAAAAUUUAAAUAUUUCCUUUAUAUACUUGUUUAUCUGGACUGCCAGUAAAACAAAUGUGUAUUCAACAAAAUAAAAAAUAAAACAGUAACACUUUAACAAGAAUCUAGAAAUUUUCCUACGCAGUGUUGCCUUAAAAAAAAAAAAAUCGAAUUACUUGAACUACUUAGAGGAGCUAAAAUCUUCAAAAUAGUUAAGGGUAUACUUGUUAAUACUAAAUUUCAAGUGAUCUGCAUUUCAAUUUAGUUCGUUAAUCUGAUUAUGAGGAAUAUCUUCAGCAGAAUGCAGCUAUGUAGCAUUUAGCUUACUAAAAACAAAAGGUCCUUGCCAAAGGUCUUUUACAUUGGUACUUACACACAAAGUAAUUAUGUUUAUGUUUUAUUCUGUUUUAGAAAUGACAAAUUGCUCUCCAUCUAUCCUAAAAUAAGAUUGCCAGUAACAGAACUUGGAUUAAGUCUAAUUCAGCCUUCAGUUUGCCUUGCUACCAUAUUCAUUUGUUGUUCAACAGAAAUUGGGAUGCCUGAUGUGUGGCAGGUUCUGUACUAUGUUUUUAGGGUUUUAGUGGUAGAACAAAGCAGAUCCGCUCCUUGCCAUUGUGGAACAUUUAUGUAAACAUUACAAACCAUAAGUUCUGUGGAGGGGAAAGUAUGAUUUCCUAGAAGAGCAUACAGUGGGGGCCUAAUCUCAUGUGGAAAUGAUGGCUGAAUUGAAAUUCAGAAAACAGAUGUUAGCUAGGAGUAGAGUUGUUCUUACCAAAGGGAAAGAUUAUCCAAAGAUUCAAAAGCAGAAGGAUAGCCUUGCAUAUUCCAAGAAUUGAAAGAAGGCAAAGUUAGUCACAGGGCAGAGUGUGGCACUAAGCUUUGUUGGUCAUGUUUGUAUUUGUCCUAAUGGCGAUAGGAAAUUCUUUAAAAAUGACAAUCAAAAUUGAUGUUUGCAAUUUUUAUAAGAUUAGACAUUGAGAAAUUAUGGGAAGUUGAUCAAGGAAUAUAAUUUGAAAUUAUGAUUUUGUAGUUUAAGUAUUAAAAACAAUGCUAUUUUAUUUUCUGACUUUACAUAUUUUUAAACAUUUAGUGAAAACCUAUCUUAGUGUUGUCAGUUAAACACAUGAAACUCAUCUUAAUACGUGGCAGCAUCAUAUCAUCCUCUUAGGGGUUCAGGCCAAAAAUUUCCCGGUCUUUGAUUCUCCUCCUUCAGCCCUCUCAUUCAAUCCCCAAAUCCUGGUCACUAAAUAUUUCUAAUGUGUCUACACGGUUAUCCAAUCUAGAUAGCCAUGAUCUCUUACCUGUGCUUUUACAGUGGGUCGGCCUGCAUCCAUUGUUGCUCUAAACCUACCUGUUUGCCUCCAGCCUUUCUUGAUGUAGCAGUCAAAAUAUUUUUUUUUAAAGUUUUUGUUUUGUUUCAUUCCCCUAUUUAAAAAUCUUUCAGUAAUUUUCUGUUAUUCUUAAGAUAGUUAAUGAAAGCAAACAAAAAUCCAGCAUAAUAUGUUUUACAUACCUCUGCCUAAUCAGAUUCUGGUUCAUUGUCAGCUUUUCUCUCACCUCAUUUGUGCUCUGGCCAUCCUAAUCUUCAGGUCUGUGGAAGUGCUGCUCCCUGUUAAUGCAGAGCCUUCAUGUGGAUUUUUCUUCUGGAAACAAUUCCAUCCUAAAGGAAAGCUUCUGGUAAAGUGUGCCGUCCUCCAUUAUUUUCCCUCAAUUAUUUACACUCUCAAUAACCUUGGAGUCCUGUAGUAAUUCAUUACUAAGUGUUCUCUCACCUGUCUGCAAGUUCUUUGGCAACCAUACGUACAUUUUCUGGUAAACCACUUCUGUUUUCUUUCAUAUAGGAAAUAUUUAAAGCAUUUGAUGGAUGACUAGAUAGAAGGGAUUUUAAAAAUUGGGACCUGCUGUCUGCUUUUAGAGGGUUCCACUGCCUUAACUUUUAGCCUACCAGUAUAUUCUUUUAAGCUGUUCACCUGAUUCAGUGUGUAUGAGAUAUUUUAUCUUAACCUCAGAUUUUCAGUGUCUUUUUGACUUUUCCUUUGUUUAAAGGAAAUGCAAUCAAGCAUUUGCACUUUCUCGUUCAUCAAUCCUCAGAUUGACAACAGGAAAACUUUUUAUUACUUUUACUUCCCAAUCCAAGGGCCUCCUCAACCCGUUUAAUGUGUAAUAAGAUGGGCUGUGUGUACAAAGGGGCAACAAUUUAUUCAGGGUAAGCUGAUGGCCCAUUCUUGCAGGUUCUUACAUCAUGGGGAAUAAUUGCAGUCCUCUGCCAGUGAGAUGGACACCCAGAGCCAGUCAGAAGUUUCAGAAGAUUCUCCAAGAUACAAAAAAAUCAAGUAUAACCUGGUUCAGUUUGUCACCAGCCCCAGUGUCCCCACUAAUGUCCCCACCAGUGACAGUAGGGGAAGGGAAGUAGAGGGAGAAGGGUUACUCUUCACAUACCAGAUUUCAUCAGAAUUCUGAGCAUGGGUCCAUUUUUAACAUCAAACUCAUUGAGCUAUGCACAAUCAAAACGUUAACUGAUUAAAUUACUAUAAUGUAGCUAUCAUUGAGACCAGAACUUAUGUAGUAGUACCCUCUUACCUGUAAAGGAUAAGUUCCAAGAUCCACCAGUGAAUGCCUACAACUAGAUAGUACCUGACUUUGUAUGUACUGUUUUCUAUUCAUACAAAAAAGUGUAUAAGUUAGGCACAGGAAGAGAUUAAUAACAAUAAAGUUGGACAAUUAUAGCAGUACACUGUAAUGAAAGUUAUAUGAAUGUGGUCUCUCAAAAUAACUUGUACUUGCCCUUCUUGUGAUGUGAAAUGGUAAAAUGCCUAAGGAAUGAAGUGAAGUGAAUGACCUAGGCAUUGUGAUGUAAGCAUCAGGCUACUGUUGACCUCCCCAUACUUCAAAAGGCUUCAUAGUUGACUGCGGAUGAGGGAGCACUAUUCUAUAGACAUGUCCAUUGUUUGAUGCCUUUAGGAAAACCUAUGUAGGAAACUAAAUCAUGAUUAUUGUGUAUGCAGCCUACUUUCAAGUGGUUCAGAAAAAAUGCGUAUAUAGAUGGAGAUGGUGAUAAAGUAAAUUGUGGCAAAAUGUUAAAAAUUGAGGGUAAAA